CUUCCAUCCAACUAACUAAUGGAAACUACAAGAUUUUCACACUGAGAAACCUAUGAGUACCAGCAUUUAUUAUCCACUCAAGACCUGCUUCUGGGGGGGAAAUCAGCUGCUGAGACUUAAGAACCACCUACUACUGUUUGCUCUGAAGUGAAAUUCUCAGACAAAAAUCGAUACUGCAAUGGGAAUAACUGUACAAAAUAUAACUGGAAGCACAGCUCUAGUUAUCUGGCCGAAAAUGGCUGGCUGUGCUGAUAGCUUCUACAGCAUCAUGUACAACCCAAACUGGGACAAAAUGCUAUCAGGGUACACCAGAAAACAUUUUCAAAAAGAAGAGCGAGUGCCAGCUAGUCGUUCUUCAUUUGUCAUUGAAAAUUUGAUCCCAUUAACAACUUACAUUCUGUGUGUAACAUGCCAGUCAGCAAACCCCUCCAGUGACCAAUGCAGGAUUUUUAACACCCCAGAGCAAGAUCCAGCAUCCAAAAGCAACAAAAAGAAAGAUCUGGCAGUGGGCAUAUGGCUAACCAGCACAGUUUUGCUUCUGAUCAUUAUUGGCAUCCUUAUAUACAGUUGCUUGCAUAUAUGGUGGCGCAAAAGAAGAGAGAGUUCAGAGAGACAAAGUAUUAGUGGAGAAGAUAAAGGACAGACCUGGUCAAAAAAUGAAUUGUACAGUUCAGAAGAUUUCAACAAACAAGCCCAAUCUGCUCAAGAUGUUGAGAUUCAAAGCACCGAGAGUGUCCAAAUGGCUACCAUUAUUGCAAAUCCUUUAACAUCUAAGAAACCCAUCAUGCUGAGCUCCAAAAGUCAAGAUUUUGUGCCUAUCUCUCUAUGCCAAUCUGACAUAAGAUAGAUGUUUCUAAUUGGGACAAGUUCAUGGCUUGUUGAGCAAAACAACAUUAUUAUAUCCUAAUGUAUUGCUAAAUCACAACUUCU
This is a messenger RNA of Sceloporus undulatus (fence lizard), 930 nucleotides long. RefSeq names its product fibronectin type III domain containing 9 (gene FNDC9). The transcript is spliced from 2 exons. Bases 179 to 847 code for a protein of 222 amino acids. Gene Ontology annotation, molecular function: protein binding. The record is from RefSeq and is a predicted model, not a curated record. NCBI's taxonomy places the organism in Eukaryota, Metazoa, Chordata, Lepidosauria, Squamata, Phrynosomatidae.